Molecule: messenger RNA, 1877 nt
Organism: Choloepus didactylus (southern two-toed sloth)
Lineage: Eukaryota; Metazoa; Chordata; Mammalia; Pilosa; Megalonychidae
Gene: TRNAU1AP
Product: tRNA selenocysteine 1 associated protein 1
Exons: 9
Coding region: 108-971 (287 amino acids)
Biological process (GO): selenocysteine incorporation
Cellular component (GO): nucleus
Molecular function (GO): tRNA binding
Source: RefSeq, a predicted model, not a curated record
CGUGCGCAGAAGGCGUCGGAGGCGCAUGCUCCGUGACGGUCCUGGGAGCGCAGAGAGGCGCCGGCGUCGGCCUGGGAGGUCCGCGGAGUCCACGCCCCGGUGCGGGCAUGGCCGCCAGUCUGUGGAUGGGGGACCUGGAGCCCUACAUGGAUGAGAACUUCAUCUCCAGAGCUUUCGCCACCAUGGGGGAGACCGUGAUGAGUGUCAAAAUUAUCCGAAACCGUCUCACGGGGAUCCCAGCUGGCUACUGCUUUGUAGAAUUUGCAGAUUUGGCCACAGCCGAGAAGUGUUUGCAUAAAAUUAAUGGAAAACCCCUUCCAGGAGCCACACCUGCAAAACGUUUUAAACUGAAUUAUGCUACUUACGGGAAGCAGCCAGAUAACAGCCCUGAGUACUCCCUCUUUGUGGGGGACCUGACCCCAGAUGUGGAUGAUGGCAUGCUGUAUGAAUUCUUCGUUAAAGUCUACCCCUCCUGUCGGGGAGGCAAGGUGGUUUUGGACCAGACAGGCGUGUCUAAGGGCUAUGGUUUUGUGAAAUUCACAGAUGAAUUGGAACAGAAGCGAGCUCUGACGGAGUGCCAGGGAGCAGUAGGCCUGGGGUCUAAACCUGUGCGGCUCAGUGUGGCAAUCCCUAAAGCGAGUCGUGUGAAACCAGUGGAAUAUAGCCAGAUGUAUAGUUACAGCUACAACCAGUAUUACCAGCAGUACCAGAACUACUAUGCCCAGUGGGGCUAUGACCAGAACACAGGCAGCUACAGCUACAGCUACCCCCAGUAUGGCUAUACACAGAGUACCAUGCAGACAUAUGAAGAAGUUGGAGAUGAUGCACUGGAAGACCCCAUGCCACAGCUGGAUGUAACUGAGGCCAACAAGGAGUUCAUGGAGCAAAGCGAGGAGCUGUACGACGCGCUCAUGGAUUGUCACUGGCAACCCCUGGAUACAGUGUCUUCAGAGAUCCCUGCCAUGAUGUAGUCAAGCCAGAAUGGACUGUGUGAGAGAGAUGACCUUUUUUAAAAAAAAAAUUACAAGAACUUUUACCUUUUUGGAAACUAUUUGUAAGAUUUUAAUAAUCAACGGCUUCCUGAGAUUGUGUAUAUUUCUGCAACACCCCUGACCUCAUUUGAGUGAUGCAUCUAACUUCACUUGAAAACUAAGGCACCACCCAUUCAGGACUGUUUUUUUCCAUCUCUGAAAAUGAAUCUCUUGCAAGUAGGGUUAUCCAUAAUGAAAGUGGAUCAUGAUUCAGAUACCCACUAAACCCUAGAUUUAAAGGUCCUUGUCCUAAGUGUUAGAAAGAAUAGGGCAUCUGCAUGUCAGAGCAAUGUCGUAGAUACUUCACCACCCCAUGCCCCACUGCAAGACAGGUUGACUAAGAGUGAGGCCCACUGUUAACUCAUGACAUUCCAGCUGGGCCUUGAGGUAGACCGUGAUGUACAUGGACCUAGACCAAUGAAAGUGGUGGGUUUUCUGCCCAUCUACGACCAGGGGGUGGGGGACAGUCAAAGAGAUUUUAGUGCCAUGCACACAGCAGAACAGAUCGCCUAUCUGCCUAAAUAUCUCCCCAAACUGCAGUUUUAUGGUAUGAAAAACUGGGCAGGUUUUAGGAUGAGCAUGACUCAAAUAUAACCUAAUUAUUGAGAAUGUCGACUAAUUACGUGCUUACUCACAGAAUGUACGUAAGAAAUGGCAGCCUUGAUGAUGGCCAUGAUUUUUAGUAUGAUGCAGUAUAGGUCGCUUACAGGUUCAAGUUGAAACUAACUGCACAUGUCAGGCCAGCUAAUUUUGGUUAGAUCCAGCUUUAUUUGCAAUUAGGGUGAGUAGUUCUGUACUGACUCGAAGCCUUUCAUUAAUAAACAUUAAUUGAUCGUAAGUUGAAAA